AUGAAGGGUAUCGCAGUUCUCGCCGGCCUGCUGGCUACUGGCGCCUCUGCACACAUGCAAAUGCUGAAGCCCUAUCCCAUCCGCAGUCCUCUCAACAAGGACAGCGACGAGAAGAAAGACUACUCCUACACCAACCCACUUCAAACAUCCGGCGGUGACUACCCCUGCAAGGGCUAUGCAAACGACCCCUUCCAGUCCCAGGCGAGCUACUCGCCCGGCCAGACCUACGAGAUGGAGCUUGACGGGAGUGCGACUCACAGCGGCGGCUCUUGCCAGCUUGCCCUGACUUAUGACCGCGGCAAGACAUUCAAGGUUAUUGAGUCUAUGCUUGGUGAUUGUCCCAUUGCCAAGAAGUAUAACUUCGAGAUUCCGUCUGAUGCACCCAACGGCGAGGCUUUGUUGGCCUGGACUUGGUUUAACAAGGUCGGUAACCGUGAGAUGUAUAUGAAUUGUGCUAUGGUUACUAUUGGUGGGUCUGGUAGCAGUGGGAACAAGACUCAGUCCAGCAACAGCAAGAGCAAGAAUUCACACGGCCACAAGGUCAUGGAUAAUCAGAUGAAUGAUGACCAGAUGGAUGAUGAGGAUAUGACCGAGGAGUUGAUGAAGCACAUGAGCCACAUCAGCCACCCACCUAUGGAGAAGACCGUGGACCGUCGUGAGAUGACUGGCGAGUCUGAUGUCUCCGUGAUGAUGGGCCAGUCCAAGGCUACUACAUUUGACAGUCUGCCCGAUCUCUUCCUCGCCAACGUUGGCCAGGCUGGUGGCUGUGUGACCAUCGAGGGCGAGUCGGUUAACUUCCCCGAGCCUGGUGACAAGGUGCUGGGUAAGGUCGAUGGCACUGGUAAGGGCUACAAGUGCACGAGCAACGCUCCUUUCCUGGGCAAUGACAGCGGCAGCACCGAUACUAGCUCCUCUACCUCUUCUUCUUCUUCUUCUUCUUCUUCCAGCUCUACUUCAUCUGCGAGCCCUACUUCUACUUCUUCUUCCAAUGCUUCCAAGUCGGACUCCAAGAACAACAACGCAACUACCACCUCGUCUGCCCAGAAGGCCACCGACACCUCCGACAAGAAGCCAGCUACUACCACUCGCGGCACUACCCUCACCAGCAGCACCACCCAGGCCAUGUCUAUGAUUGCGUCGGCCUUUGGUUCUCCCUCUGCUGACCCCCGUGUCGUGGGUGCUCAGAGUACAUCAGUGGCUUCCACCAACAAUGCCUUCGCCAACUACGUUGGCCAGUGGACUUGCACCUCUGGUGAGAUCCUGUGCUCUCCAGAUGGAUACACAUGGGCUAUGUGCUCCAACCAGCACCCCAUCUUCAUGGGCAAUGUUGCACCUGGUAUGACGUGCCGCUUCGGCCAGAUGGUUAGGGCUGGCUAG
Penicillium subrubescens is the source of this 1377-nucleotide messenger RNA. Its product is annotated as putative extracellular protein. NCBI's taxonomy places the organism in Eukaryota, Fungi, Ascomycota, Eurotiomycetes, Eurotiales, Aspergillaceae. The coding region runs from base 1 to 1377 and encodes 458 amino acids. The transcript has a single exon. The record is from RefSeq and is a predicted model, not a curated record.